CUAUUGAACAUUAUCAGCAACCAAAACAUUCCUAUUGAAGAUUAUCAGCAACCAAAACAUUGUCAGCAAAUAAAAGAUUGAACAUUAUCAGCAACCAAAACAUUCCUAUUGAAGAUUAUCAGCAACCAAAACAUUCCUAUUGAAGAUUAUCAGCAACCAAUAUACAAAAGAAACCAGAGCCUAUAAAUAGAGGAUUAAGCAUAGAAAUAAGUUAGUCUUCUAUUAUACUGAAGCAUAUGAACUUCAGGUUAGAAUUGAUUUAAGUACAUCUUGGUACCAAUAAAAUUAUAUUUAUUUAUGUACAUCGAGAGUAUGAAUUUAACUGGGGGCUCAAUAAGUGAAUAAUAAAAGGAACUCCUAAACAAUCAAAUUCCACACGUCCUGAAAAAGAGGACAAGGAGAACCAAAAAUAAAACUGGACCGCUUCCGAAAAAAGCGAUUACAAGUGUUUGAUCAAGGCAGAGGAAUCAUUAUGGAAGCAAGGGUAGUAACCUUGGAACAAGCUUAUGCCGCUGUAGAAGCACAAUUAGCCCAGCUGCAGCAAGCGCAAGUACCUGAAAUCGAAGAAUUCCAACCGAUAAGUCCCAGGAUAAACAAUGCAAAUGAAAUAAGUUUGAGACUAUUCGAACGGCUACUAGUAUUCAACGGAGAUACAUCCAAAUACAGGACAUGGAUGGCAACCAUCAUAUCAGCAAUGAGUCCCAUAGAAGCCUUUCGAGAUACCAAACCAUAUUACGAUGCAUUAUUUAUAAUACGUCACACGAAGAUCGAAGGAGAACCAGCAACUCUUCUACAGAAUCAUGGCACAGUAUUUCACUUACAAGCAAUACUCAAUCGCCUAGAUUACAGCUACGCCGAUACUAGAAGCUAUAACGCCCUCAUAGAGGAAAUGAAAAGACAAAUACAAGGAAGACAGACGCUAUCCGAAUUCCACAGCAAGAUCUGUCAAAUCUUUAAUUUAGCAAUGACUAAAUGCGAAAUUGAUUACCCAGGGAAUACUCACUCUCUACAGCAGGUCACAAAAGAAAUGGCCAUAGAUUGCUCCCGCAAUGGCAUAAAUGAUGAAUUUACUCAACACCCAUUAUAUGCAGCAAAACUAAGAGAUUUAGAAAGUGCAUACGCAAUUGCCACGGAGAUUCUUUAUAAAAGGCAGAACAAUCCGAUACGACGAGAAGCUUAUAACUACCCCAAACACCCACAAAACGAACGGAAGUAUCAACCAGGAGUUCAACCUAUUCCCCACAUAGAAAGAUCAAACCCGACACCAAUGGACGUGGAUACAUCAAUAGGAAGAUUCCGGCAACCCACGAAUAAUCAGCAUCAACAACAGCAAUCGUAUCAACAGAAUCCCUUCAGAAACAACUAUGAACGACAAAGAGCAGGAUACGCACCUUUCAAUUCCAAUAGAGGAGAACCAUUUAAAAGAAACCACCAACCAACGUCAUCCAGAUAUAAUAUAGCACCACAGAAACUACAAAGGAUCAACCAAAUAACGGAUAAUAAUAGUGAUCAGUCAUUAAGGGUAAAUAUAGAUGAAAGCGAAUUUGAAAAUAGAGCUACUUUUUUAGACGAGUAA
Molecule: messenger RNA, 1576 nt
Organism: Rhagoletis pomonella (apple maggot)
Lineage: Eukaryota; Metazoa; Arthropoda; Insecta; Diptera; Tephritidae
Exons: 2
Coding region: 473-1576 (367 amino acids)
Source: RefSeq, a predicted model, not a curated record